AAUUUGUUUGGUGCGGUGUGCAAAAAUCGGAAACUUCUCGUAAUCAAGUUGUCAAGAAAUUUCAAUAAGAACAUUCCAAAGAAUUCAAUAUUUUAAAGAUGCCAAAAGCUGUUUGUGUACUUGCUGGAGAUGUCAAAGGAACAAUUUACUUCAAUCAAAGUUCAGAAUCUGAGCCCGUUAAAUUAACUGGUGAAGUAACUGGAUUGAAGCCUGGUCUUCAUGGCUUCCACAUUCAUGAAUUUGGCGACAAUACGAAUGGAUGCAUGUCAGCAGGACCGCAUUUCAACCCCUUCGCUAAAGAACAUGGUGGUCCAAAUCAUUCAACUCGUCAUGCUGGAGAUCUUGGCAAUGUCACUGCUGACAGCAGUGGAGUUGCUAAGGUUGACAUAUCAGACAAACAAAUUGCAUUGGCAGGUAACUUGAGCAUUUUGGGACGAACUCUUGUAGUCCAUGCUGACCCUGAUGAUUUGGGUGAUGGCGGACAUGAAUUGAGCAAGUCGACUGGCAAUGCUGGGGCACGUCUUGCUUGUGGCGUCAUCGGCAUAUGCAAGGAAUAAAUUGAAUUCCAUUUAUUGAAUUAGGCAGUGGUUUCUAUCGUCAUCUUAAAAGACUCAUCGUACAGGUUCCUCGGAUACAUCAAACAUUUUAUCAUUAAAGUCAAGGAUUUGAGGAUUGAUUUUUGUUUUUUUAAUGGACAGAAGAAUUGAAAUAAAAAUGAACUUGUUGUAUAAUUAAUUAGUUAAUGUACAAGGCAUCAGCUCAACAACCUGAAAUAAAUAGAAAAUAAAGUUUUCUUUUUUUCUUGAAAUAAA
Molecule: messenger RNA, 812 nt
Organism: Clunio marinus
Lineage: Eukaryota; Metazoa; Arthropoda; Insecta; Diptera; Chironomidae
Source: the annotation of a GenBank genome assembly